Molecule: messenger RNA, 2938 nt
Organism: Kogia breviceps (pygmy sperm whale)
Lineage: Eukaryota; Metazoa; Chordata; Mammalia; Artiodactyla; Physeteridae
Gene: ANKK1
Product: ankyrin repeat and kinase domain containing 1
Biological process (GO): regulation of cell cycle process; protein phosphorylation
Cellular component (GO): cytoplasm
Molecular function (GO): protein kinase activity; ATP binding; protein binding
Source: RefSeq, a predicted model, not a curated record
CCGGCCGGGAGCGCGCGGGGCUUGGAGGGCCCGGGCCGCGCCGACCCCAUGGCCGCGGGCGUGGAGCAGCGGCUGGGCGGCCUCCCCGUCUUCACCCGCGACGACUUCGAGGGCCCCUGGCGCCCAGUGGCGAGCGGCGGCUUCAGCCAGGUGUUCCAGGCGCGGCACAAGCGCUGGCGGACCGGGUACGCCAUCAAGUACCCCUGCUGUCCCCAGCCUGACACCAUCAGCUCUGAUGUGAAUUACCUCAUUGAAGAAGCAACCAAAAUGGAGAAGGUCAAGUUUCAGCACAUCGUGUCCAUCUACGGGGUAUGCAAGCAGCCCCUGGGUAUUGUGAUGGAGUUCAUGGCCAAUGGCUCCCUGGAGAAGAUGCUGCCCACCCACAGCCUCUGCUGGCAGCUCAAGUUCCUCAUCAUCCAUGAGACCGGCUUGGCCAUGAACUUCCUCCACAACAUCAACCCACCACUGCUCCAUCUGGACCUCAAGCCAGGCAACGUCCUCCUGGACAGCCACAUGCAUGUCAAGAUAAGGACCCUAGUUUUGGACUUCGGCCUGUCCAAGUGGAUGGAACAGUCGGCCCGGAUGCAGUACAUCAAGAGGUCAGCUCUGCAAGGCACCCUCAGCUACAUCCCCCCUGAGAUGUCCUUGGAGAGCAGCAAGGGCCCAGGGCCCAAAUACGAUGUGUACAGCUUCGGAAUUAUCACCUGGGAGAUCCUCACUCAGAAGAAACCGUAUUCAGACAUCACAGUGGAGACAGACAUGCUGCUGUCCCUGCUCCAGAGUCCUGUGACUGACCCAGAGAGCGAGGCCCAGGCCAGGAAGGUGUCCUGCACAGCGUGUCUGCGCCGGCCCCGGGAGGUCAGUGAGGAGAUCAGCCAGGAGCUAACAGACAGCGACUCAGGAGACUACUUGAAGCGGGUCCAGCCUCUCUCAGACAGCGAGAGCCUGGUGCUGAGCGAUGAGCAGCUGGGCAUCCGUGAGAACAAGGUCAAUCCCUCCCACUUCCGGGUGGCUCAGGGCCUCCUGCAACGGGUGAGGCUUCUGCCGGCCCAGGAGGUCGACGUGGACUGCCAGACGGCCUGCGGCUACACUCCCCUCCUCAUCGCCACCCAGGACCGGCACCACGACCUCUGUGCCCUGCUCCUGAAGCACGGUGCCGACGCCAACCUGGUGGACGAGGACGGCUGGGCCCCGCUGCACUUCACAGCCCAGAAGGGGGCUGACCGCACUGCCAGCCUCCUCCUGGACCACGGGGCCCGUGUGGAUGGCCAGGAGCACGAGGGGCGGACCCCGCUCCACCUGGCUGCGCAGAACUACUUUGAGAAUGUGGCAUGGCUUCUGGUCUCCCGUCAAGCUGACGCCAACCUGCAGGAGGCUGAGGGCAAGACCCCUGUCCACGUGGCCGCCUACUUUGGCCACGUCAGCCUGAUCAAGCUGCUGACAGGCCAGGGGGCCGGGCUGGACGCUCGGCAGAGAAACCUGAGGACACCACUGCACCUGGCGGUGGAGCGAGGCAAAGUGAGGGCCAUCCAACACCUAUUCAAGAGUAGGGCGGCCGCUGAUGCCCUUGACCGGAGAGGCUCCAGCCCACUGCACAUCGCCACUGCCAGGGGCAAGUACCGUAUCGGCAAGAUGCUGCUCAGGAACGGCGCCAGCCUCGAGCUGCCGACCCACCAGGGCUGGACGCCCCUGCAUCUAGCAGCCUACAAGGGCCACCUGGAGAUCAUCCACCUGCUGGCCGAGAGCCACCCAGACGUGGCAGCUCCCGGAGGCAUGAACUAGACCCCCCUGCACCUGGCUGCCCGUCAUGGGGCAGAGGUGGUGGUGUCCGCACUGCUGCGGUGUGGGACUGACCCCAAAGCUCCCGAGCAGUCAGGCUGGACGCCCCUCCACCUGGCAGUCCAGAGGGGGGUCAUCAGCCUCCUGGAGCACCAUGCAGAUGUCCAUGCCCGCAACAAGGUGGGCUGGACACCUGCCCACCUGGCCGCCCUCAAGGGCAACAUGGCCAUCCUCAGAGUGCUGGUCAAGGCUGGUGCCCAGCUGGACACCCAGGACAGGGUAGGCUGCACACCUCUGCAGCUGGCCCUCUGGAGCUAAAAGCAGGGCAUUGUCGCCUUCCUAGAGGGCAAGGAGCCCUCACUGGCCAUUCUGUCCGGGGCUGAGCCUGGAGCCCAGACAGAAGUUUAGACAACCUGCGGUUUCCUUACCUGUCUAAGGCAGAGAGGUUGGUGGAAGUGAAGCUGGGCUUCUGGCAGGGCCCCUUCCCUGUCCUUGCCGGCUGCCCCUUUGACCUUGAGAGGAGAUGGGAACCUGGUCCCCUGGGCGGUGGAGGGAUGGGGAGAGGAACACUGAGGUUGUAGCUGGGGAAGGGGCCCCUGGCUCCGAGAUCUCCUUUCGGCCCUUCCUCCAUGUGUGUCUCUAGCCAACUCUCAGCCUCCUCCUUCUGUACCUGGACUCAAGCCCCCAAAGUGAGUUCCCUCUUUAUUCCCAAGCUUCCUGCCACCUUUAACAAUUUGCCCCUGAGUGCACGGGGGCCCUUGCAUGCUAGAACUCUCUCUGAAGAAGGAGGGAGGCACAGAGGAGAGGGAAGUGUUCCCUCCCAGCUCACGUCUGUGUGACUUGGCCCCUUUCCUCGGGCGCGGUCAGGACAGCCAGACCCCCGUGCUUUGUGCAAGGGCAGGAGCUGAAAGUUCGGAGGAAUUUUCCACUUCCAGUUCAAAGCCCCAGCCAAGAGCCUGUUGCCGCACCGACCACCUUCCUGGCGGCUCUGGUCCCAGGGCCCAGCUCUGCCUUACAGUCUCUUGCGGGAAAGGAAGGGUCUGCUCCAACCGCCCACGAGUGAUCCUGCAUGGGACGCUUGGUCCCUGGUCCCCCACCUCACCCUUCACCCUUUGCUGUGUCCAGUUAUAUGGCCGGUUUCAAAUCUGACUAUCAUGAA